UUGAACUUGCAGCGCAGGGGGCUUCACUAUACCCCCAUCACUCUCUCUUUGCAAAAAAGUCAUGAAGAGCUCCGCACAGCCCGCACCGCACUACUCCUCACCCUCUGUAUGAUCAGCAGCUCAUUGCUUUUUUUCCCCCUUGUUGGCUGUCAGACGCAUCAAUGAAGAUAUUUCAUUUGGAGUUUACCUUGUAGGAAAGGAUUUCCCAAUGUGAACUCAGCUGAAAAUCCGUCACUAAACCAACAUGUCUCGCCGCAAGCAGGGCAAACCCCAGCACUUGAGCAAACGGGAGUUUUCGCCUGAGCCGCUCUCAGGUGUUUUACCAGAAGAAGACUCUCAGGACUCCCCCAGCCUGGGAGUGGCUCAGGGCGAGCCCCUAAAAGGGGACCAGGACCUGCUGACCUGCGGCCAGUGCCACUCUCGCUUCCCCUUAGCUGACAUCCUGCUUUUCAUUGAACACAAACGGAGGCAGUGCCACGGUAGCCUCUGUGUGGACAAACCUCUGGACAGGCCACCAUCCUCCCCACUCGCCUCUCCUCUUUCCACAUCCUCGUCACACUCGCGGACCCAACAUCAGCACCAAAGGAGGGUGCGUCAACCUGUCGAGGUGGCUGUUCAGGUGUCACCGCAGGAUGAGGAUUGUUUAUCUGCACCCUUGCAAGGAAUAAUCCCUAAGCAGGAGAAUAUGACAGAUAAAGAUGAGCCCAGCAGUUACACCUGCACCACAUGCAAACAGCCUUUCACCAGUGCCUGGUUCCUGCUCCAGCAUGCCCAGAACACCCAUGGCUUCCGUAUCUAUCUGGAGAGCGAGCCCGGCAGCCCCCUCACCCCUCGUGUGGCUGCAGCUCCCGGAAUGGGGGGUGACUGUAAUUCCUCCCAGCCCCCUCUUCAUGCUGUACACUUGGCUGAUGGCAGCCCUUACAGCCUCCUGAGAAUGCCGGGUUCUGGGUCUGGUCGGGAUUCAGCGUCCACGCCUCGUGAGGGCCGCUAUCCCCGAACGCCACCGCUAUUCAGCCCACCACCGCGCCAUCACCUCAGCCCUGAUGACUUAGCCUUGGCAACACACCAUCCCAGUGCUUUUGACCGGGUGAUGAGGCUGAACUCUGUGCCAUUAGAAGCCCCUCAGACCAUGGACUUUUCUAGACGUCUACGUGAGCUGGCCGGAAAUGCCACAGGAGGUUCUCCGCCUCUUUCCCCUAACAGACCCAACCCUAUGCAACGGCUGCUGCAGCCUUUCCAGCCAGGUUCUAAGCCUCCAUUUUCAGCAACACCUCCCCUCUCCACCUCUCAGUCACCUUCUGGCUCACGUUCCACACCUAAUCCUGUAACAAAUGCAGUCCAAUCGACCACCCCUCUCAAAGCAAAAUCUUGUGAGUUCUGCGGGAAGACCUUCAAAUUCCAGAGCAACCUUAUUGUUCACCGGCGUAGCCAUACAGGGGAAAAGCCAUUUAAGUGUCACCUCUGUAACCAUGCCUGCACACAGGCUAGCAAACUAAAACGUCACAUGAAGACACAUUGUCAGAGUAAGUCUUCACUUCUUAAUGCCAAGUCAGAUGAUGGUCUUUCAACUGCAAGCUCACCUGAACCUGGUACGAGUGAACUGAUGGGCAGUGCCACAGAUGCACUCAAGUCAGUGGUGGCAAAGUUCAAAAGUGAGAACAAUGGCCUUCUGCCUGAAAAUGGAGAGGAGGAGGAGGAAGAGGAAGAUGAUGAGGAAGAGGAAGAAGAAGAAGAAGAAGAGGAGGAGGAGGAAGAAGAGGAGGAGGGGGAGGAGGAGGAAAUUGAGAGAAAGCCUGGAGUAGAAGAAGAGGGAAGGAAUGACUACCGAUUUAGCUUGAGGCUUGAAGGGGCUCGCCAUCACCAGAACAGCGAGGCUCUGCACCCACAUCGCCGGAGCUUAUCCAGGGAGCCUAUUGAUGAAAACUCAGCCAUGGAGUCAGACCGGGCAGAUGACGGAACCACUACUACUAUCAAUGGCUUGAGACCUCUAUCUAAUGACAACCUGUCCAGGAAGCUGUUGGGUGGAGGGGUCAGUCCUGGUUCCCUCAGUCCCCUGUCCAAGCGCAUCAAGGUAGAGAAAGACCUUGACCCUCCCACUCCCACAAUCCCAAACACAGAGAACGUCUACUCUCAGUGGCUUGCUGGCUACGCUGCCUCCCGGCAACUCAAGGACCCCUUCAUCAGCUUCACAGGUGGGGACUCCAGACAAUCACCCUUUGCCUCUUCAUCUGAGCACUCUUCAGAAAACGGCAGCUUGCGCUUCUCUACUCCACCCGGUGAACUCGAUGGGGAACGUGCCGCAUCAGUACGGAGCGGCACCGGCAGCGGGGCCAGCACUCCCCACGGUGUCAGCGGCAAUGGCAGGCCGAGCUCGAAGGAUGGUCGCCGCAGUGACACCUGUGAAUAUUGUGGCAAGGUGUUUAAGAACUGCAGCAACUUGACUGUGCACCGACGCAGUCAUACUGGAGAGCGGCCCUACAAAUGCGAGCUGUGCAGCUAUGCGUGCGCUCAGAGCUCAAAGCUCACCCGUCACAUGAAGACCCAUGGACAGAUGGGCAAGGACGUGUACAAAUGUGAAAUCUGCCACAUGCCUUUCAGUGUAUACAGCACUCUGGAGAAACACAUGAAAAAGUGGCACAGCGACCGCCCUCUGGCUAAUGACAUUAAGACUGAGUAGGCAAAGAGCAGCAUGCUGGUUGCUCUCUCUCAGCUCCUCUGGCUAAAAAGCAACCCUGGCUAACUAGCCAAUAAGUAAGGGGAAAGGACAACAGGGUUAGACACCAGUACACAGUACAGCCCUGUUUUCAUCCCGACUGGAAGAAGCUAGAUGCAUGAUCCAUUACCGGGGCAAUACUAUUGCAUCACACUUAAAACUUUUUGAGCCUUUCUAUUGUGCAAUAAUUUACACGUUUUGUAUUUUUUGUAACUGGACAGCAUGCUCUGUGUGUUUUGGCUACCUAGAGAGAAAAUUGUCCUCAGCUGGUGGGUUUGGUUGUACAUGUGUUGCUGUUUAUACUUUUGAUUUCUUCAACAUAAAAAAAAAAGACUUAUUAAAACCCAUGCUGCAUACAGUACAUACUGUUUUACAUAUCAUGUACAGUUUUGAGUUCAAACAUAGUGGGCAGUGUCAUAUAAUCAAAACAUCAAGACAAGCAGGGUCACACUUAAAAACUGAUCUUUGUGAAAGAUUUUCCAUGCAACAUUUAGAUAUGAUAAAUAUAUAUAGAGAGAAUUAGGCCGCCUAUGAAAUGCUAGGCACUGGCGCCAUUAAAUAUUUCUUUUACAAACAGCAGUGAAAUUAACAAUAUGGUGUGAAAUGACAACAACGAGUGCCUUGGAUAUUUUACCUGCAUUAGUUAAUCCUCCUUUUUGCUAUAAGCUCGGAGUUUCAGCUAUAAAAGAUUACACAACAUUUUGUGCACAUAUGAAAUAAGCAGGUCCUUGCAUCAAGCACCUGUACGACCCUUGUGUUUUUUUUUUACUUAGUGGAGCAUAGAGAACCAGCUAAAACAAAAAGAAAAAAAGAAAAAAAACAUUACGUGUAUCUCUGGUGAAUCAUUUAUCUGCUUGCCUCCUGUAGAUUUUUUUUUUUUUUCGAGAUUACAGUUCUGUUUACGGGCAUGUUACAUGCUUGAGUUUGGUGUAGAGUUUUGGUAUAGGUGAAUAUGUUUUUUGGUACCGUACUGAGGGGGUACUCUGGCGAGUUGUUUUACCAACAUAAAGCUCUUAAUUUUUCAGAGUUUAUUUUCUUUGAUAAUUAAACAAUUUGCAGGUGUUUUUUGCAAGUAACACAGAGUAAUGUUUCUUUGGUGUCCGCCAACAGCCACUUGAAGACCCCAGUGUGGGAUUUAGUUGUUGUAAGCCAGACAGAUUUUUUCAGGUGAGGGUUGGGUGGGUGUAAGAGCAUAAGGGUGGAUGAUGUUCAGGGUAGUAAGUGGGGAGUGGGUUUACCAGGUGUCUCUACAAUUCAAAAAUCGAUGUCGCUGUAGUGUUAUUUCCCGUCACCGCAUUAGAUCUUAGAAACUGUUUAGCGAUCCAAAUUUUUUUUAACAAGUCACACUGAAAUCCAAAAUGUGAUUCUAAAUCAAAGGACAAGAAUAUUGAAAAAAAUCAGCAAAUUUUCCCUCGCAGACAAGGUUUUAAUUUUUCACAUUUAGUUUUCUUUUCGUUUGUCUAGACCUACGCAUGGUAGCCAUGUUUUUUAUUUUAUUUUAUUUUUUAAAUUUUUAGUCUUCACUCCCUGUCAUUGUUGAUGAUAUAGCACUUGUCACUCUGCCUUGGAUUCUGUAUCUGUCUCUCUAAUCGGAGGUACAGUCGGUUGAGUAUAAAAUGAGUACCGGAUUUCAGGUCUGGUACUGCCUACGUGCACUGUUCAAUUUUCCCAGUUUACAGUCGGACGCUCAAGGGAAAACUAGCUCUUAUGCUGACAGAUUAGUGUGGUGUCAUUGCUUUGCAUUAAAAGAAACAAAGAAGAAAAAAAAAGAAGAAAAAGAAUGUUGAACUAGAAACUGUUGCCAGCCAUGUCUCCUUCUGAGAACUAAACAUUGGUUUGGAUCUUGGAAGUAAUAAUGCAGGAACUGCCAUAGAAACAUCCUGCUUCAUACUACAAACUAUAGAAAUAUACUGCUCAGUACAGAAAAAUAAAAAUUCUACAA
Messenger RNA from Pundamilia nyererei, 4655 nucleotides. RefSeq names its product B-cell lymphoma/leukemia 11A-like. The transcript has 3 exons. Gene Ontology annotation, biological process: negative regulation of dendrite development; regulation of transcription by RNA polymerase II. Lineage: Eukaryota; Metazoa; Chordata; Actinopteri; Cichliformes; Cichlidae. Bases 245 to 2677 code for a protein of 810 amino acids. Gene Ontology annotation, molecular function: RNA polymerase II cis-regulatory region sequence-specific DNA binding; DNA-binding transcription factor activity. Gene Ontology annotation, cellular component: nucleus. The record is from RefSeq and is a predicted model, not a curated record.